AUGGUCGACGCCGUCGACCUCAAGAAGAAGUGCGAAAACCUUAAACAGACAAUUGAAAAGAAACGAGAGGCCAAAUCGGACGGUGGAUUCCAGUGCGUCAAUGCCAGUGCAGGUGCCAAGCUGAUCCCAGCUCCUCCCAAGUGCAGACGACUACUAAAAGGUCAUUUUGGCAAGAUAUACGCCAUGCAGUGGGGUGGCGACAGUUCCAGCCUUGUCUCAGCUUCUCAAGACGGUAAACUUAUCGUCUGGAAUGCUCAAACGACCAGCAAGGUCCAGGCAAUUCCACUGCGGUCUAGUUGGGUCAUGACUUGUGCUUUUGAGCAGAAGCAGCGCAAUAUGGUGGCUUGUGGAGGGCUUGACAACCUCUGCAGCAUCUUUCACUUGUCGCAGGCGCAAGUCGUGCGAGCAACCCAAGAACUAGCAGCUCAUGAUGGCUACUUGAGUUGCUGUAGGUUCAUUGAUGAGGCCAACAUUGUCACUAGCUCUGGAGACUCCAAUUGUAUCCUCUGGGAUAUCGAGAGUGGAGAAGUUAAGACCACGUUUCGUGAACACUCAGGAGACGUCAUGUCCGUCAGUAUUAAUCCACAUAACCCAAACCUGUUUGUUUCGGGGUCGUGUGACUCCACGGCCAAAGUCUGGGAUGUCCGGAUGGGCAAGACGACGCACACGUUCCAGGGACACGAGUCAGAUAUUAACUCGGUGGAUUUCUUCCCCAGUGGCAACGCUCUGGGUACGGGGUCGGACGAUUCAAGCUGCCGUCUUUUUGACUUGCGUGCAUAUGGGGAAUUGAACAACUUUAGUAGCGACAAAAUUCUGUGCGGCAUCACAUCCCUGGGUUUCUCCAAGUCGGGACGCUUUCUUUUUGCAGGAUACGACGAUUACAACUGCUACUGCUGGGACGUUCUCAGCGCCACAGGCUCACACAUCUACCAACUUGCGGGUCACGAGGACCGUGUAUCUUGUCUCGGUGUUAACCCGACAGGGCAGGCACUGUGCACAGGCAGCUGGGAUACACUACUUAAAAUCUGGGCCUAG
Peronospora farinosa is the source of this 1035-nucleotide messenger RNA. Lineage: Eukaryota; Oomycota; Peronosporomycetes; Peronosporales; Peronosporaceae. The record is from the annotation of a GenBank genome assembly.